Messenger RNA from Cicer arietinum (chickpea), 1834 nucleotides. Its product is annotated as cytochrome P450 71D11-like. Gene Ontology annotation, molecular function: iron ion binding; monooxygenase activity; oxidoreductase activity, acting on paired donors, with incorporation or reduction of molecular oxygen. Lineage: Eukaryota; Viridiplantae; Streptophyta; Magnoliopsida; Fabales; Fabaceae. The record is from RefSeq and is a predicted model, not a curated record.
AAAAUUUCUUAUAACUAGAGACGAAGGGAAUACAUGAAAAUGUGACAUAUUUACAAAUAUAUGCAUGCAUAAAUAAGAUUUACAAGACUGUUUCAUCUCCAUGGCUCUCAACUUGUUCACCCUUUUCACUAUUUUUCUUUUCAUGAUCAUUGCACUAAAACUAAUAAGGAAUCAUUACAAAAAAUCUGAUUCAACUAGUACAAAUCUACCCCCAAGUCCAUGGAAACUACCCAUCAUAGGAAAUAUUCUCCAUCUUGUUACAUCAAACCCACCUAGAAAAUUAAGAGAUCUAGCCAAAAGAUAUGGACCCUUGAUGCAUCUUCAACUUGGUGAGAUCUUCUUCAUUGUUGUUUCCUCAGCAGAAGUUGCUAAAGAAGUUCUAAAAACUCAUGAUAUUACUUUUGCAUCAAGGCCUCAUCUUAUGGCCACAGAUAUUGCAUCCUAUAAUUCCACUGAUAUAGCUUUUUCACCUUAUGGUGAUUAUUGGAGACAACUUAGAAAGAUUUGUGCUAUUGAGCUUUUGAGUGUAAGAAGGGUCAAAUCUCUUUGGCCAAUAAGAGAAAAAGAGAUGAAUUCUCUCUUAAAAAAGAUUGCUUCAAAUGAAGGAUCACAAUUCAAUCUCUCUCAAGCUGUUAUUUCAUUCAUGUAUACAUUCACUUCGAAGGCUGCAUUUGGUAAGAAAUAUGCAGAAGAAGAAGAGUUCAUAUCAGUUGCAAAACAACUCAUAAAGCUUGCUGGAGGUUUCUAUAUUGGAGACUUGUUUCCUUCUGCUACAUGGCUUCACAAUCUCUCUGGAAUGAAGCCUAAGCUUGAGAAGUUAAGUCAACAUGUGGAUAGGAUACUAGGACAUAUCAUCAAUGAUCAUAAAGAGGAAAGGUCAAGAAGAGCUAAAGAAGGUGUUGCUGAAGCAGAGGAAGAUCUUAUUGACGUUCUCUUGAAAUUUGAGGAUAGUAGCAAUGAUCUGGAUUUUUAUUUAACUUCUGAUAAUAUCAAGGCUAUAAUUUUGGAUGUGUUUAUUGCUGGAAGUGAGACUGCAGCAACUACCAUUAAUUGGGCAAUGGCUGAGAUGAUAAAAAAUCCAAGAGUUCUGAAGAUAGCACAAGCUGAAGUGAGGGACAAAAUUAAUAGGAGAGGAAUGAUUGAUGAAACCACACUUGGUGAGUUAAAAUAUUUGAAAGCAGUAAUCAAAGAGUCACUUAGAUUACACCCUUCUAUUCCUCUCCUUCUUCCAAGGGAAUGUAGACAAGCUUGUGUGAUUAAUGGUUAUCACAUACCUGUCAAAAGUAGAGUUAUAAUUAAUGCUUGGGCGAUUGGAAGAGAUCCAAAAUAUUGGAUUGACCCUGAUAAGUUUUAUCCUGAAAGAUUUAUUGAUAGUUCUAUUGACUACAAAGGAACCAACUUUGAGUAUAUUCCAUUUGGUGGUGGAAGGAGAAUUUGUCCAGGUAUGAACUAUGGUAUAGCAAAUGUUGAGCAGACCCUUGCAAUGUUUUUGUAUCAUUUUGAUUGGAAGCUUCCCAAUGGAAUGAAAAAUGAGGAGUUAGAAUUGAGAGAGGAGUUUGGAGCUGCUAUGUCAAGAAAAGGUGACCUUUACUUGAUUCCCAUAAUUUCUCAUCCUUUGUUUGUAACAUAAAAAUGUGGCUUUGUUUAAAGAUGUUAUAGCCUUGAAGAGUGAUCCACUACUACAAUGUUUUAUGUUUGUUAAUUAUCAGUAGCUUAUUUGUGUUACUUGUUAUUCAGAGUCAAAUGUUAUAUUUUAUUUUUAUUUUACUCCAUUGUUCUAUGUUCUGUUUUAUGAUUUAUUAUGUGGUCCUUGACAUGAGGACAAUUUGAUUUC